AUGCGGCGGGCGCGGGCGCUGCGCCGCCGCGGAGCGCUGCUCGCCUGCCUCUCCUUGGGGACGCUGCUGGCCCUCGCCGACGCCAAGGGUGCCUUCUACCCCCCCGCCGCCCCCCUGCCCUACGGCGGCAGGUACAGCCUCUACACGGCCGGCUCCAGCCCGCAGCUCGGCAAGCCCGUGGGCAAGCACAAGAGCUACUGUGCCUACGUGGUGCAGCGCAACGUGACGUGCACGCUGCAGGACGGGGCCGAGAGCUACGUCAAGGCCGAGUACCACAAGUGCAGCUGGGGACCCAAGUGCCCAGGGAAAGUGCUGUACCGCACCUUCUUCAGGCCCAGGUACAAGAUUGGAUACAAGACAGUGACCGAGCUGUCCUGGAGGUGCUGCCCAGGCUUCAUGGGAGAAGGGUGCCAUGACAGCCCGACAGACCAGCCUGGCCUUCUGCCCCAGCAUCCCAGCCCUAAAAUGCCUCCUGGGCAAAAGAUGUUUCCAAUGCCCAGGCUUCCUCCCUUUCCCAAAAGCCACCCUGACCUGUUUCCGGGACCAAAGAAGAGUCAAUAUGGCAGGAAGCUGCCUGGCCUCUUCGGGGACCGCCUGGAUCGGCUGGAGGAGGAGGUGAGGCGCCUUUCCCAGUCCUACGACAGCCUGCACACCAUGGUGAGUGGGCUGGGGGACCGCCUGCGCUUGGCCAUCCAGGAGGACACCACCAAGAUGAUCGGCUCCCUGAUGAACAGCCCGGGCACGCCAGACUCCUCCGUGGGCUUCGGCAUCAUUCCCGACGGCCUGGUGGAUGUGGCAGACAAAGCCGACAUGGCCACGUUCCCUCCCGUGGGGGAGAUCCUGACCAAAGUGACGGAGGUGAGCGACGUGCUGAAAACCAAGGCAGAUCUGCUGCACGAGGUGCGGGGCAUGGUCCUGGACCACGACGGGCAGAUCAAGCACCUGCUGGAAUCCGCCCGGCCCUCGCCCCUCACCUCCAUCGACCUGCUGGAGGAGUAUGUGGACACGAGGCUGAGCAGCCUGCGCGGAGAGCUGCUCGACGGCUUCGAGAAGAAGCUGGGCAAGAUCCAGACCACGUGUGAUUUCCGCAUCCAAGAGGUGCGGCAGCAGUGCGAGGAGGAGAAAGCUGCCAACCUGCGGCUGCAGCAGACGCUGGAUGGGAAGGAGCUGGAGAUCAAGAAAGAGAUCUCUCAGCUGGAGACCCAGAUCCAAGGGCUGACGGUGGUGGAAAGCUGCUGCAGCAACCUGGACUACCUCACCGAUCGCAUGAACAUCCUUGAGAAAGGCCUUCACAGCAUUUCUGAGUCCCAGAAGAACCUGCACUCGCGCCUGGAUGGAGAAAUCUCCACUGUCACCCUAGGGAACCUCUUUGAAGGGCGCUUUGAGGACCUGGAAGCCAGGCUCAAUGCGACAGAGAGUGAAACAGGGAGCUGCUGCUCUGAUAUAGAGGACAGCAUGAAAGGCACGGUGGUGGCAGAGGUGGAUGGCAUGAGGACUGCCUUUGAAGACAAAAUGCAGACCCUGGAGGACAGGUUCAUGACCAUCGUGGGGGAGCUGAACAAUGUCAGUUCUCCCACGGGCAUGGACGGAGCAGUGGUGCCUGUGCUGGAAGGGGAGCUUGCCAGCAUGAGGAAACGGACGGAUGAGACACUGGAGGCGCUGCAGAAUCGCCUCAUCACGCUGGAGAGCACCUGCACCUUGGGCUGCACCUCUGCCUCCAAAGAUGUGGAGACCUUUCGGACGGAGAUCGAGGAUUGCCAGAACAAGAACCAGGACCUGCUCCUCCGGAUGGACAGCAAUUACGACCUCCUGCGCAAGCUGAACGCCACCAUCCUGGAGAUCCAGCGGCGAAUCGAGGAGGAAGCAUCGGGGGCUUUGCAAGGGGAGAUCACCUUGUUAAAGAUCAACCUGAACACCGUGAGCAAGUCUCUGACAGGGCUCAAGGACUCCGUGUCCCAGUACUCAGACACCGUGACGCACGUCAACUCCUCCCUAGAUGAGCACGAGCGGAAGAUUGAGGAUGAGGUCCACUCCAUCCAGGAGAAAGUCAACGACCAAGGCUCCCAGCUUUUCUUCAGCAACCGCCGUGUCCUGAACCUCAAGGGAGACCUGGAGCGACUCAAAGCCAGGAUUGUCAGCGACCUGAGCUCCUGCAAGAGCGUGGCCCACGGCCUGCAGCAGGAGGUGUCUCACUUCGACGAGCGGGUGGCGCGGGUGGAGAGCGCCUGCGGCAGGCUGGGGGCCAUCACCGGCAGCCUGGACGACAUCAGGGAGGAACUGGAGAAACACACGGGCAGUCUGUGGGACUACAUGGACCACAUGAACGGGACGCUGGCUGCCCACUCUCAGGAAAUAACGGGACUGAAGGACAACUUGCUUGACUGCCAGGCCAAGGUCUCUGAGCUGGCAGAACAGGUCGGGCACUUGGAGGAGAAGGCAGAGAGGAGGCAGCAUUAGCCACACUGUCAUGGCACAUGUCUUCCUUCUCCCACUGUGAAGGACAGGAUUAAAUUAUAUCACACAGACUCGCUCCAAUGUGACAACAGUUCUUGGGAUAAUUUUUUUAUGAAAAGCUGCUACUUCUUUUUUUUUCCCCCCUAACCUUGUUGGUCCCACUUCUUAACUCCACCGUGCUGGUACUCCCCCUCCUGAUUCUCACAACUGUCCUGAGCCUGGUGCAGCAGGUCCUAACCUGGUGUUGCUUUGGCUCCUGGGCUGAUGACCCCAGAAGGACAAUUCAAGAGUAAGCUGGAGGCAGAAACAUUUUUUUAAAAUUUAUUUUUGUGGAUUUAUCAUUUCUUGAAGAAUAAAACCCUGUAGUUAUCAACUGAGGAAUAGUUUCUCUGACCUAAACAUCGCCUGCAUCUUAAUCCAGAGACUGAGCAGAGCCAGGGCUCCUUGCAGGGUACAAAACUCACCAUAGGAACUGUAGAUUUCAAAGAACACACGUAUUGACACAUCCCUCUGGGAACUGGCGUCCCUUCUCCAAGAUGGCAGCCCUCCUUGUGUAUGAGAAAUCCAUUUUUAAUGCUCCCUCCUCCAUGCAGAUGCCUUUUGGAGCAUACAAGGGUGUGCAUUAGGAAAACACAUAUGCAUAUGUAUAUGUAUAUAUAUGGUAUGUAUAUGUAUAUUUUUGAACAAUCCUGUGUCUUGGUGCUCAUCUGAUUCCAGUUUCCUAAUGCUGCCCCUAUGUCCUUUGCCAUAUUCCAAAGACCCACGCUGAGUAGCUAAAAGCUGUGGCAGCAGUGUUUGGAGAGAGCCCCACGGCCCCUGGGGCUGCUGUGCUUUGCAAUCCCACUUUGCUGGGUUCUCUGGUUACAGCUGGGCUCUCUGGUUAUGGAAAACACGUCUUUCCUCCAAGGUCUCUGCAGAGACAAGCUGGGCACAGAGCGGUCCUGUCCUGUUUUAUUGCUUAAACUGUGAACUCCAUCAUCUCAUCCCAGGCAGGAGAGUUCCAGCUGCUCCAGGGUGCGAGUGCAGCAGUGUUGGAUGGAUAAGUUAGCAAAGUCCCAUCAUGCAGUGUGGGACUUUCAACAUGUCUCACAGGGGUUCCAGUCCAGGAACCUUCCUCAAGCUCUUCAGAUCCCACUGGGAUGCUGGUAGCCCUGGGACCAACACCGAUGUGGAACGAUUUGUGAGAAUACCUCUGGAGACCUGUCCUCAGCUGUGAAUGAAAACCCCACACCAUUUACCCAGCUUGACUCCGGUAUCCCGUGAAUAGGCAGGCUGGAAAACAUGCACAUUCCGAGCAGCUCCAGUCUUGCCUACGGGGCUGUUGCACACAGAAUCCACCUCUCCUGUGGGCAGCCUCUGCUGAUCAGCCAAUGGGGCCUUCAUUACUAGGAUGAGGAGGAAAUUAAAGAUCCUCCAUUCAAACAACUCUGGCACUUUAUAGCAGAGGAACAUAUUUUUCUCUCAUCAUUGUAGCUCAUGAACCCUUCCACCCCAGCCAGCCUUUGGCUCUCACACAGUGCCUGUCACCCUCACCAGGCUGUGCCUGCUCUUCUGCACCCUGGUUCUCUCCCUGCAAAAACGAGCACCUCUUUGCUCUGAUUAGCACAAACCAGCAGUGGCUCCCAGCAGAGACAAAUCUGGGCACCUUUUCUCCCUCAGAAAAUCUGGGUGAGCUCCCUUAAACAUGUUUCCAUGCUAGGGAGGACCACAGGGAUCACUGAGUCCAGGAGCCACACCAUGUUGCCCUGGGGCAGUACAAGCUCGUUCCCCUGCCAGAGGAGCAUGAGCCAUCAGCUGUGGGAGCACAGAGAGGACCUGUGGUCUCCCCACCACUUGCCAGAAUCCACUCUCACUGCUCUGGGCUUUGCUGAUUUGGAGCUACCCUCCAGCUGCUGAGACACUUCUCCAGCUGAGGAAUGACCUCCCGCUGCCAUUGGGCACCCUGCAAAACCCGCUCUUACUUUUCUCCUGCCUAAGGAAGGAGUCUCAAGCCAACCCUCAGUACUGUGUGAUGCACCAGGGAAGCCCUGCACCGGGAGCAUCCUGCCUAAGCCCCCUUUCCAUCCCCUCACACCAGGGAGAAAACCAAAGAGAAAACCAAGCCAAGGGCCAGGCUCCCUGUUCCCCAGCCAGGGCUGGGUUAGAGUGGCUGAGCAGGAACAGCUUCCCAGAAAAGAGGGAGCCAGGACUGGCUGUAACAAAACUAGGACAAGGAAGAAGUCUGACCCUCCGGAAAAUGGUGCUAUGUUUGGACUAUUCCUGACUAGUCACUUGAAGCUAUGGACAGUUUGGUUUUUUUCAGUUCUCAGCUACUCACGUUUAAAAAGCGAAAGGAACUUUGUACAAA
Messenger RNA from Hirundo rustica (Barn swallow), 4801 nucleotides. RefSeq names its product elastin microfibril interfacer 3 (gene EMILIN3). Gene Ontology annotation, cellular component: extracellular matrix. Gene Ontology annotation, molecular function: protein binding. Lineage: Eukaryota; Metazoa; Chordata; Aves; Passeriformes; Hirundinidae. The record is from RefSeq and is a predicted model, not a curated record. The coding region runs from base 1 to 2457 and encodes 818 amino acids. The transcript has 4 exons.